Molecule: messenger RNA, 3156 nt
Organism: Mytilus trossulus (common blue mussel)
Lineage: Eukaryota; Metazoa; Mollusca; Bivalvia; Mytilida; Mytilidae
Product: dynein regulatory complex subunit 2-like
Exons: 10
Coding region: 144-1652 (502 amino acids)
Biological process (GO): regulation of cilium movement; axonemal dynein complex assembly; cilium-dependent cell motility
Cellular component (GO): axonemal dynein complex; axoneme
Source: RefSeq, a predicted model, not a curated record
GAAAGCACCAAGCAUGUGCGUGUCCGGUCUGUUUUUAUGUUUUAGUUUGCAUUGUUUACUUCCGUUACCAGUGACAAUACCCGGGUCUUUCUUAUGAUUAUCAUCUGAUUUCCAUUAUUAGAUUCAUUUCAUACUAAAUCAAGAUGCCUAAGAAAAAAGGAGGAAAGAAGUCUGGUGGAAAGCUGUCUAAAAUGACAGAAGAGGAAAGAUUGGCGUAUGAAGAACAGAAAAGACUUCAAGAAGAGGAAAUGAAAAAGAAGAAAGAAGACAUGUUAACACAGUUCUUAAAGGACAAACUAUCAAAAGAAGAACGAGCAACCAAAUACAAUUUAAACAAACUGAAUCAUCAAUGGAGAAACAUAAUGAGGGAGGCUAAAUCUAAAGAACUACGCAAAGAAAUUGAAAUUCUCAGUCAGACAUUUGAAAGAAUCGUAGACAGGAAAGAUGCCACGAUUAAAUCUCUCGCCAAAGAUUUACAGGAAGCAGAGGAACAAUAUGCUAUGGCUCUCCGUAGUCAUUUACAGGCUGUUGAUAGUUUAUUUGACAUACAAGAAGAAAGGUUAAACAAAUUACAGAUAUAUUAUGAAGAUGAGUUAGCCCUUAUCCGGGAAGAAUUUGAUACAGAAAGAGCACUUAUGAUAGAACAGCAUGGGGUUGAAAUGAAUGAUAUAGCUGACAUUUUGUUUGCUAUGGAUCAAAACUUCCAAGAUCGUGAAAAUGAGGCUCGAGCUGAAUUUGAAAGUUUUUGUGAUGAAAUUAAAAACAAGGAUACUGAGGAGAAACAUGGGUUAAAGGUCCUCCUGUUUGAAAAACAAAAAGAAUUAAUGAGACAGUUUGAGCAGGCUUUGGAUGCCUAUCUAAAUUCUACAAAAAGUAGGAAGAAUGAAUUUGAGGAAUAUAAACGCAAAGAUGAUCAUGCUGCACAGGAAAUAGAUUCACAAAUGAGAAGAAUCAAUAAGUUAUCGGACAAUAUUUCACAAUUGAAAAAUAAGAUGAUGGCCAAUGCCAAAGAAUGUGAAGAAAGAAAUAAACAACUAAAAGAGGAAAGAGAAAAGAUGUUAGCCCACUUUCAAGACUUGAAAGCACAGAUGAAUAAGUUACGAGAGCGAGAGAGGGACAAGCUAACAAAAAUGACAUUGGAAAGCAAUUCUGCUACGAAAGAAUUAAAAAGACAAAAUGAAAAGGUCACUGUGAUAUUGAAACUAGCAGAGAUGUGCCGUAAGCUGGAGACAGAAGAGGAGAAGGUGCUUCCAUUCUAUGCCUCCUCCCUAACUCAGGAGGAACAGGAUGAUGUCCAAACAGCCAUGUUAGAACGAGGUUAUGAACCCCUGGCUCAGAUCAUGCAUGAAUAUUCUUCAAUGGAAAAUUUCUGGAAAAGAUUCAACAAAGUAUUCUUAGACAAGUUAGCUCUAGAUAAAGAAAAGAUGGGUCUAGUUCAAGAAAACCAACAGCUGCGAACCCUACUGAAGCAGUACCUGGAUGGAAUCUCUGUCAAUGAUGAAAUUAUCAGCCAAGUCAAUCCAUUGUUUAUUGUCAACAAUAAAACAAAUGUCAAACUAAAUGUUCCAGUGACAGAUCCUCGUGUACAGAGACCUGUAGCACAAACAGUUGUAGAGGCAGCCCAUGUGGUUAGACAUGUUUUACCAUCAUAGUCAACCAAGGCCAGUGGCACAAACAGUUGUAGAGGCAGCCCAUGUGGUUAGACAUGUUUUACCAUCAUAGACAUCUAAGGCACUUCUAUGUCUCCUUUGUGUUUAUACAUUUUGAAAUGAGAGCUUUGAUAGGCAUCAUAACAUAUCUUGAACAUUAAUUAACCCAUGAAAUGAACCAUAGAGUGUGUAUGUUGAGUGGCUAUGUAAUUAUGAAAAAAUGAUAAUUUGUUUUCAAAAUAACAUGAAAUUAAGUGAGUUAUUUCCCCUGAUUUCGUUGUUAUGCUGUACAUACUAUACAAAUUUAAUUUUUUAAAUGUCUAAGUAAACAAGGGAAACCUCUUGUUGAUUCUGUUGUAUGCUAGUAAGAAGAAAUAUUUUUUCUACAAUGUUUUUUAGUAGUUAUAACCAAAAUAAAUGCAUUUCCUUAUGUGCAAAAUCCAUACUUAUUCAUCUGACAAUUUAUACAUUCAUUAUUUAUUUACAAUAAUUUAUUUUUAUAAUUCAGGUGAACAAACUUACAGCAUUUUUGCAUUUUUUUUACUGUGUUGUUCCUUUUUCUAAUGCAUGUAUCUGUCACAUUAAUUUUGAUAAAAUACAUUAUAUUUUGCAAUAACACCACUUAAACCAUUGAUGAAAACUGCAUUUAAAAUCCGGUGAAAUAAUUUUCAUUUUAAUUGUUUCUUAUUUUCACAAACACAUUCAAGUUUGGGAAAACCAUGUUAUAUUUUCAAAUUUGCUGCCAUAUUGUUACUUUAAAUGAAUGUCAUAGAAUUUAACUACGGUUUAAUUUUUCAUUUUUGCAUCAAAUAAAAGUAUACUGGUAUAUAAAAAUCCUAUGCUUGAAUAGCAGCAUUUUUAACAAUGGAUGUCCAUGCAGUGACAUAAAAAAAUGUAUUUGGUGAAGAAACAUUAUCUAUUAUUUUGUAAUCCUGUUAAAAAUUUGUAUUCUGAAAUUAUGAAGAAUUGAUAUAAUCUUAUAACUUCAAGCUACAGCUGUGAUAUUUCAAAGACAAGUUUUAUGCAUUUUUUGUAAAUAUUGUGUUGUUAUAUAUAUUAUAUGUUGGUAUUUUCUAUGGUAAACAUAGCUUUACAAUUUAUUUUUGAAUUAGGUCAAUGCAUGCAUUUUCAGAUACAGUAAAUGUAUCUUAUAUUUUUAAUUGUCCUUACAAUGGAAUGAAAGUUAUAUAAAAUUUAGCAAAUCGUGCGGUUGACAGUUAAAUACACCUUUUUUACAGAUUAGCAAAAAUCACCAACCCACCCUUGAAGUAAAAGUUCUACUUUUAUUUUUCUUGUCCAAUUUAUUCAUGCAUCGGCCACUAAUAAGCUCUGUGGUAUAAGUUUAUAUGGACUUUAAUCAUUUUUAUGCACUGAUUAAAUGGACAAUCAUUAUUGCAAAUAAUUUAAGUUUUUUACUAAUGAAAUGUUUUUUUUAAUGUUAUUUAGAUUUAAAUGUUGUUUUGAUAUAUUUUUGCAUUUAGUUUAAUCAAUAAAGUAUGCUUUUAUU